UCAGAACGAAGGUGGAUACAGUUGCAGCUGUAAUGAUGGGUUACCACUGCAGGUGAAAAUGAAAACAUCGUUACUUGGUGACGCGAGGGGACGGUUUGCGCAUCGUUGUCUUGGACAUAACCCAGACAUGCACCACCUCAGCAUCUUUUGACUUCAUGAAGAUUCCUGACAUCGGUAAUGUGAUGAAUAAAUUUGAAGUCCUUGGGAUUGUAGGAGAGGGAGCCUAUGGGGUGGUCCUGAAAUGCAGACACAAGGAGACAAAAGAGCUUGUGGCCAUUAAGAAGUUCAAGGACAGCGAAGAGAAUGAGGAAGUUAAAGAAACGACGUUACGAGAGCUCAAGAUGCUCCGUACGCUGAAGCAAGACAACAUCGUAGAACUGAAAGAGGCUUUCCGUCGACGGGGAAAACUCUAUCUAGUGUUCGAAUAUGUGGAGAAGAAUAUGCUGGAGUUGUUGGAGGAAUUGCCUAAUGGUGCACCACCUGAUAAAGUACGGAGCUACAUCUUUCAGCUGAUCAAAGCUAUUCACUGGUGCCACAAAAAUGAGAUCGUUCACAGGGAUAUCAAGCCUGAAAAUCUCCUCAUCAGCUCCAAUGAUAUCCUGAAGCUGUGUGAUUUUGGUCAAUUCUUGACUUAUAUUUGUCUUCUGCUUGGCUCUCACAGAGCUCCAUAUGGGAAGGCGGUGGACAUGUGGUCGGUGGGGUGUACUUUGGGAGAACUGAGUGAUGGGCAGCCCCUGUUUCCGGGCGAGAGUGAAAUCGACCAGCUCUUCACCAUUCAGAAGGUGUUGGGCCCCUUACCACCAGAGCAGAUGAAAUUGUUUUACAACAACCCUCGUUUCGCUGGACUAAGAUUUCCUUCUGUAAGUCAUCCUCAAACGCUUGAUAGACGGUACCUGGGCAUCAUCAAUGGACUCAUGUUGGAUUUAAUGAAGAACCUGCUUUGCCUGAACCCCACCGAACGCUUUCUGACAGAACAGUGUCUGAACCACCCGGUGUUUCAAGGCCUUAGAGGGCCAGAGCGGCCAGCUGCCCCGUCGCCCACUGCACCUCGCUCCUCAAAGAGAAAACCAUACCAUGGAGACAACACCAUACCCAGCCGAAUGAGCCACUGGGGUUUUGUGCGUCUUAUAUUGCAGACGGACGGCAACGAGGGAAGGAACCCGAGCAUCAAGAAAAGCCUUUUCCCCCUCUUUAACUCAAAGAAUAGCUUAAAGCAUAACUCUUCUGUCAAAGUGCUCCCUGUUGUCCCGCAGCCCAUGGUUCCUAGUGAGGCCCAGCAAGAGCAGCUAGUGAUACAAAGACCAGACAAAUCCUCAUCUCAUCACAGCAGUCGACACCGCAACCGAGAUCGUGACCGGGAACGUGACCUGGCAAGGGACCGGGAGCGUGACCGCGAUCGAAACCGCGAGAGGGAUCGCGAUCGUGACAGGGACAACACUUGGCCGCCUGAAAAGCAGACAGAUGUGCAGCCUCAGAACCAGCCUCUGAAGUCCCUGCGGAAGCUCCUACACCUCUCUUCUCCUGCUACAUCCAAUCAGCCCCCACCUCCUGAUCGCUCGGCAGAACUGCGCUUCCAGCCCCUCCCUAACCCCCCUUCCAAAGGAAACCUGAACGAGGCCAGAGGGCUCCCACCGGGCAGCGUCACCCCCAAUACCAAGAGCCGCAAACCCCACAACUACCCUCUGCCAGGGCAGAUCGAGUCCAGCUGGCACGUUUCCGCACUGAAUCGGGCCGAGGGCGCACCAUACCCAGACCAAAUGGCAAACAAAGGUGGGCAGAACGGUAUCGGCUUUACCAGAGCCGCCCGCGCGAGAAUGCCGAACCUCAACGAUUUGAAAGAAACGGCUCUUUAGAGGAGGAAGGCCCACUAGUGGCCUCUAAUGUACUCGGUUUCUCCUUUUCCUUCCUGGCUACCUAUGGAAUGCUAUUGUUAAUACAGUGGUACACAAUGCCACUUCUGGCCAGAAGGUGGCAAUAGUUAUGUCUCAGAUUUGUUUUUUAAAGCAUCCACAUUUGAUAGAAUUUGUAUUCUUGUUCAUUACACCUGGGUUCAGUUUUCUGUUGAAUAUAUCUUAUUGACGAUGAUAUGAAUCUAUGUAUUUGUAUAUGGAAACUUAGGGAUGGGGGACAACAAAAAAAUCUGUGGAAUUGUAAGAGCUUUAGUUUAUACACAAGAGAAUGUAUAAAUAUUUAAUGUGUAAUAAUUCUAUAUUUCAUGGAGAUUAUUUAAUGAAUUAUUGGUGUGUUAAUAGUUACAAUGUACAGAGUGCAUUUUAUGGUUGUAACAAAAGUACUUUAUUGUUUCUGAAUUAUUUUCCUCUCUUUACUGAACAUUGUUUUCUGAUAUGAAUUCUCAGUGCAGACUAGGUCUAUAUUCCACACUCAUACUGAAUCAUCACUAUUUAAAACAUACAACAGCAUAUCAGCAACUACUGAUGCUUCCUAACCAGGUUCUGUGUUACUUUUCAUGCGAGACCAUUAAAUCCACGUCCCAUGAUGGCUAUUUGUCUCACUUUACCCGUAGCCCGUGUCUUACAGUGUUUCUCCACUUCCCAUGAGCUUGGCAUUCAAAACCUCAAACAUUGGGAUCAGAUAGUGCUGGUUUUUAGCAGGAGUUCAUUAGAGCCUAGAUCCCUGAAGAGCUGGAUUUCCUGUGAAUAAUGAAUUUCAACUGAGGCCCCCGGGGCCUCACCGUGUCUCCCUCUGCGAUCUAAACCCCACCAGCUGGUGAAUAAGUGUGACUUUGCCUGUGGCACAAGCGAUGGCUUACAAGGUUGUGUGAGUUAAGUCUGUAUCUCCAUCCCGACGUGUCUUUUGCACGUGCGCAUGAUUCUUUUAACAAACCGAAUAACUGGUGGGUU
Sinocyclocheilus grahami is the source of this 2861-nucleotide messenger RNA. Its product is annotated as cyclin-dependent kinase-like 5. Gene Ontology annotation, molecular function: ATP binding; protein kinase activity. The transcript is spliced from 13 exons. Gene Ontology annotation, cellular component: dendrite cytoplasm; nucleus. Bases 156 to 1853 code for a protein of 565 amino acids. Lineage: Eukaryota; Metazoa; Chordata; Actinopteri; Cypriniformes; Cyprinidae. The record is from RefSeq and is a predicted model, not a curated record. Gene Ontology annotation, biological process: protein phosphorylation; regulation of dendrite development; positive regulation of axon extension.